CGGUAUAAAGCGGCGGCCGCCGCCCCGCCCGCUCCGGCCCCAUGGAGACACAGCGGCGGCUCGCCGGUGGCAGCCCGGUCCGGGGCGUGAGCGGAGCCCGGGAGUGCCCCCUGGGGAGCCAUGAGCGCGGGCAGCGUCUGCCCCGUCCCGGGCUGGCCUGAGACGUUCCCGGGCGCCAGGCCGGCGGCGUCCCGGCUGGCAGGGAGGAUGAGCGUCAGGGAGCCGUGCGAGAGCCGCGGCCCGAGCGGGCUGCCCGGCGCGGAGCCAGCCGAGGAGUCCGGGGGCCCUGGGCGGGAGCCCUGCGAUAGCGCCGAGAUGCAGCUGAAGGUGGACUUCUUCCGCAAGCUGGGCUACUCCUCCGAGGAGAUCCACGUCGUGCUGCAGAAGCUGGGCCUGAACGCUGACACCAACACUGUGCUGGGGGAGCUGGUGAAGCACGGCCCGGCCGAGCGGGACAGCAGCGAAGCCCCGCCGGAGGCCCCGGAGGCGCCGCUGGUCCCGCGGGGUGGGGCCGGCAACAAGAGCCCCGCGCCCGCCCCGGGCCUCGAAGAGCCUGAGAGCGAGAACCUGAAGCCCAUCGUUAUCGACGGCAGCAACGUGGCCAUGAGCCAUGGAAACAAAGAGGUGUUCUCCUGCCGAGGGAUCCUUCUGGCUGUCCAGUGGUUUUGGGACAGGGGACACAAGGAUAUCACAGUCUUUGUGCCGUCUUGGAGGAAGGAGCAGCCACGACCAGAUGUAUUAAUAACAGAUCAGUACAUACUGCGUGACCUGGAGAAGAAGAAGAUUCUGGUCUUCACUCCUUCCAGGAGGGUUGGAGGCAAACGUGUAGUGUGCUAUGAUGAUAGGUUCAUUGUGAAGCUGGCACACGAGUCUGAUGGCAUCGUGGUGUCCAACGAUACCUACCGGGACCUGCAGAACGAGCGGCCUGAGUGGAAGAAGUUCAUCGAGGAGCGGCUGCUGAUGUACUCCUUUGUCAAUGACAAGUUUAUGCCUCCAGAUGAUCCCCUGGGGCGACAUGGCCCCAGCCUGGAUAACUUUCUCAGAAAGAAACCUGUGGUGCCAGAACACAAGAAACAGCAGUGCCCCUAUGGGAAGAAAUGCACUUAUGGAAUUAAGUGUAAAUUCUACCACCCUGAAAGGAUCAAUCAGCCCCAGCGCUCCUUAGCCGAUGAACUCCGAGCCAAUGCAAGGCUGUCUCCAACCAGAAGUACCAGUGCCAAGGAGGAGAAAAAGGGCAAAAGAGCUUCCCAGGCAGAGCUCUUGUGCUCUGUGCCCACAGAGAGUGAUAAAAGCUCUUUGCAGAAGGUCUCAGCAGAGAGGAAAAGCUUGGCUCACAAAGCAAAGCCCAGCGAUGUUCUGCUUCAGGUCAAAGGUGGCUGCGUGUCGGGAAGUGUCCCUCUGAACAGUGGGAGCCACAGGUCCUCUGAGAGGUACCAGCCUCACAUGGACUCUCUGUCUUAUAUCUCUCAGGAGCAUCUCGACUCAGGCAUUGGGUCCCUGGAGAACCAACUGUCUGAUAUGUGGCCUUACAGAUCUCCCAGUCACUGUGACCAUUCCCACGCUGAUGCAGUAGCAGCAGUCUGCAGCUGUGGGAGGCAGAGACCAGUGUACCCACAUUCUCCCAGCUUAGAGCAGAACGGGCUGGCCUCCUACAAGCACACUUCCCAUAAAUCUUCUUCCUCUGGUGCUAGCUUCUUGCAGUACAGCCCUGAGAUCUCUCACUCAGGAGCCCCUCACUCUUUCUCAGGCUACGGAGUGCCCGUGCACCCUGCUAACCCCGGGCAGUACAGCCUGCCCGGCGAGUACAGUGCCCCUCCGCCCCGUUCCCGUGAGUACUGGUCUGAGCCGUACCAGCUGCCGCCACCUGCAGUCAGAUCCAGCAGCGUGCGGGAUCCCCGAGCGGUGCAGAGAGCCCCGGGGCCAGCCUAUGCGGACUGUGGGUCCCAGUGGGCAGUGCCUGACCAGUUUGCAGAGGAGCGUGCCAACGUGCACGUCAAGCUGUGUGGCAUCUUCCACCCCCACCUGGUGGAUGCUGUCAUGAGUCGCUUCCCUCGGCUGCUGGACCCCCAGAGGCUGGCUGCAGAGAUCCUCACCUACAAGUCCCAGAACCCUGGUGUCUGAGGCUGGUGCUGAGGACAGCCCUGCAUGGGCAAAGCCGGAGGCCACUGUCUGUGCUCCAGCUGCCGUAGGUGCCUCUUGAGAGCCCCUCCUUAUUCCCUGGAAGUACGAGGCUCCAGCUGGAGGCUGGGGUCUAGGUGGGUGUGCUCACAGCCAGUUCUGGUCUAGACAGUGCCCCUCUGAGAGGUGACAGCACCCCAGGGGCUCUGGGUGCUGGCCAGAGGGGAGGCUGCAGCUUCAGAGCUAGGCUUCUCCUUUGGGAUUGUGUGGGGAGCCAGGCACCCCUGAACUGCAUCUGGUCAGAACUGGAGGUGGCCUCACUCUUCCCAUUAGCUUGUUUUGAGACGGUUCAGUGUUGUCAGGCAUCUGGAGGGAGGACUCAAGUGGGCUCGUGGAAGAUGAGGGGAUGCUACCUGUGCGGUGGUGUGGGGCUUGUGAGGACAGCUGCAUUGUCUGACUCUUGGCUCUAAGCUAAGCCUCUUCACUGAACCCUGCUGUGCAGUUGGGUGGAGAAUGCUGGGCUGUGAAUGUGAUGUGAAGCAGGGUGACUUUAAUUUGGCUUUAUUGGGACACUUCUUUUAUGAUUCUAUCUGUACUCCUCCCACCUAAGCUUAGUCAAGAUGAGGUCAUUCUCCAGUUGGUACCACAAGUGCUUAGCAAGCUGCUCAGCUCCCUGAAACGAGCUGGGGAUGCAAGCCCUGCUCAGGAGGAGAGGCUGGGGCUGCUCCAAAGCUGCAGGCAGCAGUUUGGUGCCUGCUGGAAGCUGCACUGCCAGAGCAGGAGCCUGAGCAUGCUGUGGGUGCUGCUCAGAAGCUGACCCUGCUGGCAGCCUGUCACGGCUGUCUGUACAGCACUGACAGCAGCUGUCAAUGUUGUGCCUUUUGUCUUCAGCCAGCAAUAGUCAAACAACUGCAGUCACCUCUGGAGCUGCUUCCUGAGGACUCCUUCAGAUCGUUCUCUGCAAAGCUGUUGUUUUAUCUCCCUUUUUACUGAGGUUUUCCUGUCCCCUUCAUCUUUGUCCAACUGUAGCAGCAGCCAAAAGUAUAGAAUAAGACUUCUUGGUAAGACUGUUCCCCUUUUUGCUCUGGAAGAUGUUUUUUUGUCGUUGUUGGUUGUUUUGUUUUUUAACUGUAGAUACUGUAACAGAUUUUAAAUAUGCAAAACCAAUUGCUGUAGUAAUUGGUUCUGGUCCUGGCAUUUCACUGUGCUCAGAAUGCAGAAGAUGUUCCUUGCACUGGCAGGCCAGAAGCAGUUGAUUUGUUGAUACACAUUGUAUCUGUCUUCUCGUUAAUGUUUUUAAAGACGUCCAGCUUGUGGUUUAAACCAAGGUUGUUGAGUGGCAAAUCUGUGAAGUGGGAGAGCAGAAUCCAGCUGCUUCCCCGGAGCCAUCCUUGGGAGCAGUCUAUCAUUGCCCUCCCUCUGUCCAAGGGGUGACCUACCCAGACUGGCACCAUGUGCCAUGCAAACCACAGGGACACAGAAACCUGUAUGCCUGGUAAAUGAUGAUACAUUACAACUGGGUAAUGUUUCAUGUUAGUAAGCAAAAUGCUUCUUAAUUUUAAGUAACCUGAGACUUUGCAUAUUUGUAAAUGACAGGAGAAAAAGGAGAAGGGUUUAAAAAAAAAAAAGAAGAGGGUUUUAAUGUUAUUUGUCCAGCAACUUGCUGCUUGCUGCUGGUUUUAAUUAGGACUGUUCUUGACUUAGCCAUUGUGUUACUUGGCCUGGUCUGUCGUUGUGCUGGUGGAAUGCUGAUAUCUGCAGCUUCUCUUGCAAUCAGAGGGUUUCCAUUUUCUACUCAAGCUGACAUUUUACUGAACUUUCUCACUAUGCAGUAUUUAGUUUCUGGACUGGAGGGAGGCAGCUGUGUGCAAGCCACGGCAAAGCAAGAACUUGUCUUAUAUCAAUAAAGUGCUGAGUUGA
This is a messenger RNA of Pogoniulus pusillus (Red-fronted tinkerbird), 4038 nucleotides long. RefSeq names its product zinc finger CCCH-type containing 12A (gene ZC3H12A). The transcript is spliced from 6 exons. Lineage: Eukaryota; Metazoa; Chordata; Aves; Piciformes; Lybiidae. Gene Ontology annotation, cellular component: cytoplasmic ribonucleoprotein granule; nucleus. Gene Ontology annotation, molecular function: RNA endonuclease activity; mRNA binding; metal ion binding. The record is from RefSeq and is a predicted model, not a curated record. The coding region runs from base 121 to 2121 and encodes 666 amino acids. Gene Ontology annotation, biological process: 3'-UTR-mediated mRNA destabilization.